GUGACAGUUGCUAUGGAGCUUGAGGAGGACUGGCUGGUAGAAUCCUUGCGCUUGUACCAGGAUUUCCAUGCAUUCGACCUCUCCGGUGCCACUCGCGUCCUUGAGUGGAUUGGUGACAAAGGAGUUCUUGUCGCUGGCUAUGAACGCCUGAAAAAAAACGAAAUUCUUCAUCUGACAUUACCUCUCAGACUGUCUGUAAAAGAAAACCAGGGCUUGUUCCCAGAAAGAGAUUUCAAGGUACGCCACGGAGGGUUUUCGGACAGGCCCGUCUUUGAUCUGAAGCACGUGCCAGACACCAGGUUGCUGGUGACCAGUGGCCUUCCAGGUUGUUCCCUGCAGGUGUGGCAGGUUGCCGAGGACAGCGAUGUCAUCAGAGCCGUCAGCACCAUUGCUGUGCCUGAGAGCGAGGGGAGUCUCUGGCCUCGGGUCUCCGUCUUCCCGUCAGCGGCCCCCGCAGUCCUGCACGGGGCGCGGCUCAGCGAUCUGAAGGCCGUGGACCUGGAGUCCCAGAAGACCACGUACGCCUCAGGUGUCGGCGACAGCGAGGAGCUCAGUAGCCUGCAGGCCCUGGACGCAGACACCUUUGCCUUCUGCUGCGCCUCGGGCCGGCUGGGGCUGGUGGACACCCGGCAGAAGUGGGCGCCGUCAGAGACCGCCGGGCCUGGCGGGGGGCGGUGGUGUGCAGAGGUCAGGGGCAAGGCCCCGGGCCCCGGACCCAGCAUCGCCGGCCUUCGCUCAGACGGGCAGCUCUGUCUUCUGGACCCCCGGGACCUCUGCCGUCCCGUGAGCGCACGCCAGUGCCCUGUGUCCACACCCAGCCCUGACCCGGAGCUGCUGCGGGUGACGUGGGCCCCAGGCCUGGACCACUGCGUGGCCGUCUCAGGCUUUGACGGGACAGUGCAGGUGCAUGACGUCACGUCCUGGGACGGAUCGCAGGGCCGAGCAGACCCAGUCUUCACUCACAGAGGCCACGUCUUCCUGGACGGCGGCGGGGCAGGCCCCGCCCCUCGGGUCACCACCCACACCUGGCACCCCUGCAAGCCAAGGACCUUGUUGUCAGCAGCGAGCGACGCCUCUCUGCACGUGUGGGACUGGGUGGACCUCCGCGCCCCCCACUGACGCCAGCCCUCCCGCGGGGCCUCCGGGGAGACAGUGCCGUGCGCACCCCGAGGGGGCUGAUUCGGGGCUCGGGCGUCCGGGUUGCUGAAAUGAGAGUAGCAGUAACGACCUCGGGGGGUGCUGGGGAAGUUAGGGGGAGUCUAUAGAAAAGCACCGGGUAGGGUGCUUGCUGCAAAGGUCUGUACCUGGCUGCUCUCGGGUCCGGGCCCUCGGGGGCGACAGGACCCUGCUGCUUCCAGCAGGUUUGAACCCACAGGCUCUUGGCACCACAGACGCCGUCCCGGCCGGCCGUGGGAGGCAUCCCAUGUCGCGCUGGCCUGCACCGUCGUCCUUCCCUGCGUGCCGACCCUGCAGCCCACCCCCACGCAGCGCGGCUCCCUGUGCUCUGUCUGGUUGGGAGGCUCAGGUGACCCCCUGAUGGAGACACUCGUGUUGGAGCCGGGCGGACCAGGACCCAAGUCCUGGCUCUGUUCGGGUCUCUCCUCUGUGGCAUGGCCUGUCGUAGCACCACCACCUGGCGGAGCGGGUUUUGGUGACCUGUGACAUUUCAAAAAUACAAGUUGUUUCACUGG
This is a messenger RNA of Phyllostomus hastatus (greater spear-nosed bat), 1691 nucleotides long. RefSeq names its product WD repeat domain 73 (gene WDR73). Gene Ontology annotation, biological process: cytoplasmic microtubule organization. The record is from RefSeq and is a predicted model, not a curated record. NCBI's taxonomy places the organism in Eukaryota, Metazoa, Chordata, Mammalia, Chiroptera, Phyllostomidae. Gene Ontology annotation, molecular function: protein binding. The coding region runs from base 13 to 1119 and encodes 368 amino acids. The transcript has 8 exons. Gene Ontology annotation, cellular component: spindle pole; cytosol.